Molecule: messenger RNA, 1512 nt
Organism: Ochlerotatus camptorhynchus
Lineage: Eukaryota; Metazoa; Arthropoda; Insecta; Diptera; Culicidae
Product: probable cytochrome P450 313a4
Exons: 6
Coding region: 1-1512 (503 amino acids)
Molecular function (GO): heme binding; iron ion binding; oxidoreductase activity, acting on paired donors, with incorporation or reduction of molecular oxygen
Source: RefSeq, a predicted model, not a curated record
AUGUGGUCUCUGAUUUUGACAGUGAUAAUAUCGUCACUCGGUGCGGUCCUGUACUGGAUUCAUCGCCGGGCUCGGUUUCGAUUCGCGGACAAGUGGCCUUGUUUGCAACCGGUGUAUCCUUUGAUUGGCAACGCACCUAUUGUGUUCGGGAAAAGCGACGUCGAACGGUUCGAAGUGAUCAGAGAUGUGUGCAUUGCGUCGGAUCGCAUUAUGAAGGCUUGGGUUGGGCCAAAGCUUUUGCUAGUGACGAGUCAUCCGGAUUUUAUCCAGCAGAUUCUAGGCAGUGCACAUUGCUUGGAGAAGCCGUUCCUGUACCGAUUUGCCGGGUUCGAACAAGGGCUCUUCACGGCCAAGUAUCAUAUUUGGAAGGAAGCGCGGAAGCGAUUGAAUCCGACCUUCAACCAACGGAUCAUUCGCGGGUUUGUUCCGAUUUUCGCAAAAUGUGCCGACAAAAUGGUGGCUCGUUUGAGUGAGUAUUCCGAUGGGGAAACGGUCAAUAUCCACAAGUAUACGGCUCUUUGCACGUUGGAGAUGGCCUGCGGUACCACGCUGGGAAGCGAUGUACUGCAGAGGGAAGGCAAAGAGGAGUUCGAGCAGGGGCUGGAUCAAGCAUUCAACGGGGCGGCGAGGAGAAUGAUGAGUGUGCAUUUGUAUACCGAUGUCGUCUUUAGGAUGACAAGACACUACAAGGAGCUGAUGCAUGCCAGGAAGGUUGUUUGUGAUUUUUUCACCAAGCUGGUGAUCGAGCGAAAGCAGUACCUGUCAGAAAAGUGCAACAGUAAUGAACCCCAGCAGGAGGAUAAUCAUAAGCCGAAAAUUUUGGUCGAUCAGCUUCUAAGUACCUCCCAGGAUGGAAAGACAUUCACUCAGGAGCAAAUCACUGACAAUGUGUACGCUGUCAUCACCGGGGCCGUCGACACCACGGGUUUGGUGACGGCCCACGCUUGCCUGUUCCUGUCGUUCUAUCCGGAAGUCCAGGACCGACUGUACGCCGAAAUCAAUCAACACUUUCCCACCGGACCCAGCGAGGAAGUCGAAUUCAGCCCCGAUAUUCUCAAGCAGCUCACCUACAUGGAAAUGUUCCUCAACGAAGUGCAGCGCCACUGGACGGUCGUCCCGGCCAUUGCCCGGGAAAACAUUGCCGAAAUAGAAAUCGACGGUGUCAAAGUGCCACCGGGGAAUAUUUUCUGCUUGAGCUUCUAUGCGCUGCAUCGGAGGCAGGACAUUUGGGGACCGGAUGCCGACCGGUUCGAUCCGGAAAAUUUCUCCGAAGAGCGCGUCAAAAAGCGGCAUCCGUUCGCGUUCGUUCCGUUCAGCGGAGGAAAUCGAAUCUGUUUGGGCUGGCGCUACGCAUCGUUCAGUAUGAAGACGGUGAUGGUGAACUUGGUGAGAAAUUUCAAGUUCAGCACCAAAAUUAAGCAGGAAGAUAUUCGAUUCAAGCACGACUUGACGCUGAAGCUACCGUUCGAGCAUUGGGUGCAAAUAUGCAAGCGGAAACCCACUACAGCAUAG